AUGUUGAGAAACUAUACACAGCCAGUUACUGUCAAUGUGCAAGGCUCAGGCAAUGGUGAGAGCUACCAGGAGCGAUUGUCUCGUCUAGAAGGAGAUAAAGAGUCUCUUGUGUUACAGGAGCUUCUGAACAGGAGUUCUCUAGAGUCACAGAAGCUGGGAUUAAUGGAAGAAGUGUCCUGUCUAAAACUGAAGCUGGGGAACAUGGAGGAGAAACACAUCAACAGUGCUGAGAGACAACAUAAAGCUGAGAGUGUAGUGAAUCUAAUUAGCGAGCUACAGGAGCAGAUGUGUAGGAUUCGGCAGGAGAUCUCUAGUAAGAUCCAAGAGAAGCCAGCGGAGAUGGUCCCAGAGGAAGGUUGUGGCAGUGAGCCAGCGCUAGCCUCUCGGACUGAGCCAAAGCCAGCGAACCUGCAUCAGGAGCUCAAGAUGCUUAAGCAUCGAGUUAAUGAGCUGGAACAGGACAAGAUGCAGUAUGAGCAGAAGCUCAAGGUGACACAGGCAGAGAUCAUGAGUUUACAACAGCUGUUGAGCUGUAAGAACUCUGAGGUAGAGAGUAUACAGGCUCAGCUGCUCUCCAGAGCUCCACUGUCUGUAGACAGCGCAGAAAGAGAGGAGAUAUACAGAAGGAGACUCAACACCAAAUAUCAUGAGCUACAAAGGUUAAAUACAGGAAUGGAUACACUUAUAGUAAAGUUGACCUUUAGUAGCUCAACUCCUCUACUGCCGCCUUCAGUUUCUUCUCAGAAAGAUGCAAACUCCAGGUCCAUCAGUAUGGAAGACUUUAAAGGCAGUUCCGCACAAAAGACUGUUGAUGGGAAACUGGUAGAGCCUGUUCUUUCAGACGAGACUCGACCAGCUGAUAACAGACAUCUGACACUCCCAACAGUGUUGAGUCACCCAGAGAAGAGAGAGCGUGAGAUGAGUGACACAUCAGACCAGAGGAGACCAGAAAACAAGGAUGAAGACAUCAACCUUAUGCCUUUAGGAGUCAACUCCGGCCAUCAGUCUCCUGUGUUCCAAGAAAACGUCAAAAAUAGCAGCAUACGCAGACUUUGGGGAAAGAUGAAGAGGCCAGGUGUGCUGUCAGAUGACAUUGAGCCCAUUCAGUUCAAGAGAGGAGGCUUCAGGGCCACAGCUGGGCCUCGGCUAACACGGGCCCCUGAUUCUGGAUGCUCAUCCCGGGCACACACAUCUUUCUCUAAGUGGACAACGGAGCAGGUGUGUGGUUGGCUGGAGGACAGUGCUUUGGGGCAGUAUGUCAGUUUGGCGCGUCAGUGGGUGGACAGCGGACAAACCCUUCUCUCUGCCACUCCACAGGAACUUGAGAAGGAGAUUUGUAUUAAACAUCCUCUGCACAGAAAAAAGCUGCAACUGGCUCUCAGAGCUUUUAGUAACAAGACAAUGGAGAAAUCUUCAGAAUUGGAUCACAUUUGGGUUACACGUUGGCUUGAUGACAUCGGUUUACCACAGUACAAAGAUCAGUUCUAUGAAAGCAAGGUUGAUGGCCGCAUGCUACAGUAUCUAACAGUCAAUGAUCUCUUGUUCCUGAAAGUCACCAGUCAACUCCAUCAUCUGAGCAUUAAAUGUGCCAUCCAUGUCCUCCACGUUAACAAGUUUAACCCAAACUGCUUGAGACGCAGGCCAGGGGAUGAGAAUAAGACAUCUCCAUCUGAGGUGGUGCAGUGGUCCAACCAUCGUGUGAUGGAGUGGUUGAGGUCAGUGGAUUUGGCUGAAUAUGCUCCAAACCUGAGAGGCAGCGGUGUUCAUGGAGGUCUAAUUAUCCUGGAGCCUCGCUUUCAUUCUGAGACCUUGGCCAUGCUGCUCAACAUCCCUCCACAGAAGACCCUCCUAAGACGCCACCUCGCCACUAACUUUAACACACUGGUGGGGCCUCAGGCCCAGCAGGAGAAACAGGAGUUUGUCAACGCCAGUGGGCAUGCACCCCUUUCCACCACUGCCAAAGUCAGGCCAAAGAAGCUUGGUUUUACUCAUUUCCGACAACUAAGAAAGCUCAGGAUGGAUGAAUCAACAGAUUAUAUCUGCCCCAUGGAUACAGGGAACCCACCAGCCCUGAGUGGGACACCAAAGCGGCCAUAUGGAAGCUUCAGGGGGAUCAGCCCCAUCCUGGCCAGAGACUCAGACAGACUGGAGCAAGUUGGGUCUAAGAACUGAUUCACUGCCUCUUCAAUUCAGCCAUUCUUAGCCAAACAAUGACAUGCUUACUGCCAGCACUGCAGUAACUCCACCCUGAUGCUUGAAGAACUUCAGCAUUAACACCAUCAAUCAGGAGAAGCCCAGAACUGAUUCUUCAGUGUAUCAUCUGGAUAUGCUGGAAAUGACUGAACAUGGGCUCUGAAAAACAUGGGGAUUUUAUUAUUAUUAUUAUUAUUAUUAUUGUCUGUCUUUAGGUAGUUCCAAUGCUGAAAUACAAUGCUGAUGAACUCUUGAUUUGAGUUUCUUGAUUUUAUUACUUUUAAUAAAUAUUUUA
Molecule: messenger RNA, 2488 nt
Organism: Sinocyclocheilus rhinocerous
Lineage: Eukaryota; Metazoa; Chordata; Actinopteri; Cypriniformes; Cyprinidae
Product: liprin-beta-2-like
Exons: 22
Coding region: 1-2172 (723 amino acids)
Biological process (GO): neuromuscular junction development
Cellular component (GO): presynaptic active zone
Molecular function (GO): protein binding
Source: RefSeq, a predicted model, not a curated record